AUGUGGAGUGAGCCACUUGCUGGUGAGGCCUCGACGGACCCUGGCUUGUGCGUGCUGUUCGUCCUCUACGCUUCGCCUUUGGCAAAUUACUUGCCGAUAGACUUUGAGUCGGAGAUUGACCGCAUCGUGUGCAGCGCGAGGGAUUCUGGAAGACUGCAGACCGGGCAGGUCCGACUCAAUGUUGGCACGGCUUCCUCUUCCUCGUUGACUAAGCUGCUGACGCUGUCGCACGCGCAAAGGAGCGGCCUCAUCCUGCAUUUAGCAGCCCAUGGCGACGAGGCUGGUGGUCUCAUUCUGGAGAGCACGAAGGGAACAGGAGAAGUCCAUAGCUGCAGCCAUGAGAAGCUCAGAAAGAUCUUGAACGUGGGGGGACGUGGCCUGCGUGGUGUUUCUCUGGUCUUCCUGAGUUCCUGCAGCUCAAAGAAACUUGCACAAGUCUUUAUCGACUGCGGCUGUCAGCACGUUAUCGCGACAAACAGGACAGUUCUCGAUGCCACCGCGCGAGCUUUCACUGAGCGCUUCUACGGUGCCCUUUUCGUUGGGAAGUCGAUUGCAUCAGCUUUCGAGCACACGAAGGAAGCGCUGCUCGCCAGUUCGCACCCCGAGGUGGCAGAUCAGUCGAAUGCUUUCCUCUUGCUCACGAACCAUGACAGACUGGAAGGCGGCGACUGUCCGUGCACCGGCGAGGGCGAUGGGUCGUGGCAGCUCAUGGAGUGUCUAGAGAGGCCGUCGUCGGUUCUCAGCCAACGCGACACCGAUAUCGAGGGCUUCCAGGAGGCAUGCAGCUUCCAGGACAAGCUGACGUUCCUCCCGCCCCAGGUGGAAGACUUCUUUCGUCCACCGGUCAUGCAGCAGGUCUUGAUGCUUCUUCGUAACCGUCGAGCCUGUGCUCUACAUGGCCCGGAGGGCAUCGGGAAGACCGCACUGGGUGUGGAAAUCGCCCGAUUUGCUGCGAGUCCGGGCAGGCUGUUUUCAAGCAACGUGCUCCACGUCCAACUGGAUCAGAAAAGCAGAGCUGUCAAGACUGUCAAGGAGUGCGUCGACUUUUUCAUGGCCAGGGCUGGACCAUGCUCGGUGGCAGAAGCGCCGGAGGGUAACAGCCGCUGUGUAGUUUGGCAGCUCUAA
Messenger RNA from Symbiodinium necroappetens, 1125 nucleotides. NCBI's taxonomy places the organism in Eukaryota, Dinophyceae, Suessiales, Symbiodiniaceae. The record is from the annotation of a GenBank genome assembly.